AUGCCUGUUACCCAGUGUAUCGAGCGAGAGGCCAGUGGGUCUAAAUCCCAAUUUGCGCCAGGCCACAAGAUUCCUAUCCAACACUUGACAAAGCCGGGCCUGCAGUCCGACAUGGGAGAGCCUAAGCCUGUGUCAACUCACAUCCCUACCGAGGAUUACGGCUAUCAGAUCUACAAAGCCGCUGGAAAGCUCGAAGGAAAAAGAGCAAUUAUCACCGGUGGUGACUCUGGAAUUGGCCGGGCAGUUGCAAUCCUAUUUGCAAUGGAGGGUGCGUCUAGUGUCAUCGUUUACCUGCCAGAAGAGGAGUCAGACGCACAAGAGACAAAAAGGAGAGUUGAACAAUAUGGACAGCAGUGCCAUACACUCGCUCUCGAUAUUCGCAAGAAGGAGAAUUGCCAGAAGAUCAUCAAUGUGACCCUGGAAAAGAUGGGUCGUAUUGAUAUUCUUGUGAAUAACGCGGCGUUCCAAGACAUGCUGAGCGAUAUCAGUGAGCUAGAUGAGUGA
This is a messenger RNA of Penicillium digitatum Pd1, 504 nucleotides long. RefSeq names its product oxidoreductase, short-chain dehydrogenase/reductase family. The record is from RefSeq and is a predicted model, not a curated record. Lineage: Eukaryota; Fungi; Ascomycota; Eurotiomycetes; Eurotiales; Aspergillaceae. Gene Ontology annotation, molecular function: oxidoreductase activity.